CAGGUGUCACUCUGUAGACACUUGGGCGGCCUGUGCUCCUGCACCUCAGCAUGCACACCCAUCUCCCAGCAGCUCACACAGACACGGGUGCUGACUCUGCAGGGUCAGGACAGGGCGUGCGGACCUUGAACCCCUGUGAGGAGCUGGUCUUCAGCCCCUUCAGCCUCACCCUAGUGCUGACCAGGGAGUACUGUUUGUGCCUUUUCUGGGCAGGAAAACAGAGGCUCUGUGAGCUCCCUCAGCUCGUCUGAAGGUGCCCAUUGUGCAGUGCAGCCCACAGGACCUGCAACUGUGACAGUGGGUAGGGGGAGGUUGGCACAGCCCCCAACCAGGUGCGCCCUGAGCUCCAAUCAUCCAGGAUUCCAUUCAGAGCCUCCUGUGAUCAGCUGAUCUCUAGCCUGGAGCUUGCAAGCUGGCUUGCAUCUUGAUGGUUUACCUCACAGGAAACCAGAUGCUAUUGGCUAACUUUGCAGUAAAGAUCCCCUCAGAAGGAAGGAAAGGGAAACGCUUGCCACUGGUGGAGUCUGCGUGGGACAGCGUGGCUGAGGCACAUCCUGAGGUUCCCUUCCUGUCUGGCCCAGGCCUUUCAUUCAUUCAUUCCUUCAACAUACCAAGCCCCUUCGGAGCUCUCAGUUUAAGGACCCCUUGGCUUAUGACUGCAAAGGAUAUCUGUGUUCCCCGGCUGCUCACGUCCAGGUGAAUCAACCACUGGAGUCCAGGCCCGCACCAUGCCCACCUCCUACCCUGAAUCCAACACAGAGCACUUUGAGUAUGAUGAGUCUGCGGAAGCCUGUAAAAUAGAGGACAUCGUAGCCUUUGGGACCACCUUCUUGUCCAUAUUUUAUUCCCUCGUCUUUGCCUUUGGCCUUGUGGGAAAUCUGUUGGUAGUGCUCGCCCUCACCAGGAGCCAGAAGGCCAAGAGCAUCACCGACAUUUACCUCCUGAACCUGGCCCUGUCUGACCUGCUCUUCGUGGCCACACUGCCCUUCUGGACUCACUAUUUGAUCAACGAGGAAGGCCUCCACCAUGCGGUGUGCAAACUCACGACCGCCCUCUUCUUCAUCGGCUUCUUUGGGGGUAUAUUCUUCAUCACCAUUAUCAGCAUUGACAGGUACCUGGCCAUCGUCUCGGCGGCCAACUCCAUGAACAACCGAACCGUGCAGCACGGCGUCACCGUCAGCCUCGGCGUCUGGGCAGCAGCCAUCCUGGUGUCAGCGCCCCAGUUCAUGUUCACGAAGCAGAAAGAAAAAGAAUGCCUGGGUGACUACCCCGAGGUCCUUCAGGAAAUCUGGCCUGUGCUUCGCAAUGUGGAAGCAAAUAUCCUUGGCUUCCUGCUGCCCCUGCUCAUCAUGAGUUUCUGCUACUUCAGAAUCAUCCAGACACUGUUUUCCUGCAAGAACCACAAGAGAUCUAGAGCCAUCAAACUCAUCUUACUGGUGGUCAUCGUGUUCUUCCUCUUCUGGACACCCUACAAUGUUAUGAUUUUCCUGGAGACUCUCAAACUCUAUGACUUCUUCCCCGGCUGUGACUCGAAGAGGAAUCUGAAGUUGGCCCUCAAUGUGACUGAGACUUUGGCCUUUAGCCACUGUUGCCUCAACCCCCUCAUCUACGCAUUUGCCGGAGAGAGGUUCAGAAGAUACCUUUACCACCUGUACCGGAAGUGUGCGGCAGUCCUGUGCGGUCGCUCUGUCCAUGUCAGUUUCUCCAGGUCAGAGUCACAAAAGAGCAGGCAGGGGAGCAUCCUGAGCAGCAAUUUCACUCACUCCACGAGCGAUGGAAAUACGUCCAUGCUUCUCUGAAGCAAUCCCCAAAGCCUGUCUCCAUGAGAAUGCAGAGUUCCUGAAGCUGCCACCAAGUAAAGGCAAUCUAUCUUUGUUGUUGUUUUAUACAUGGAAGAAAUAUGGACUUAAUACUAACAAAACAGCCAGAGUCUUUUCAAGAAUUGUGCUUAAAAUUUGAAUGAUAAAGAACACGCAUGUCUCUUCUGGAAAGUUAAGGCUUUUUCUCCUAAAGAUGAUGAAAAUUCAACCCAGACAACCUUAGUUUUAAAAAGGGGUGGUUAAAAAAGAGGGUGGUGAAUAUUGUUCACAUUUUGACUUGGGCGAGGGGAUGGCCAAGCCCUCAGAAUCAGUGGAAACCAGAACCUGACUAACUAGUUUCCUCUCACUGAUCCUCAAAUCUCUGAGUAGUGACAGAUCUUCCAGGCUCACACAACACAGAUUUAUCACCAGAGGCGGACCAAAACCCGUUCCUUUCUGGUCCCAAGGUCAAAAUUCCCAGGGAAGGAUUCCAAAUGUUAAAUUGGUAUCAGGGGCCCACUUUUGGACCAGGAGGUGGUACCCUCAAAGAAGGGCAUAGCAAACAGAAGCUUCUACACCAACCUCAUGAUUAGAAGUUGAGGAAGACGUAACUCCAAGUAGUGAUAGGGGUGAGAGCUGUCCUGAAAGGAAAGAAUAACAGCCACACACUGCUCUUGCCAUGUACCUGAGCCGGUGCCUCCCCUGACCAUUUGAGCCAGUACCCACUGCCAACUUGCAGUUCUUUAAACCCCUUUCUUUCCCAACCUGCAAGGGCUCCCGCUGCUUGCUGCACCAAGUCCCUACUCAGAUGCUUUUCCUCUGAGGCUCUCUGCCACGCCAUCUGACCCACAGACUCCAAAGGAAUUCCUUUGGAGGAGAGUCCUCCCCAAGGAUCCCACCUUCCUAUUUAGCCUGGUCUCUUCCACAAGACCACAUACACUUCCUCCCACCUUUUCUCAGGCCCAGGGGAGAAACAGAAAGAACUCUGCCCAAAGUAAAAGGAUGGCUCCCACUUCCAGGUCUGAUAUUUGCCUACUGGGUAGGUUGAGGCCAACAGAGCUUCUGUUUCCUCAUCUGUGGACAGGGAAUAAUGGUACUUUUCAAUAGGGAACAGCCUUUCCAUCAGAAAAAAACAGCCACUCUUACAGGUCCUAACCCUCGAGUCUGGCUUCCUGACUUCAGCUUUUUCAUACCUGAUGGUGUUGCACUCUGGCCCGAGUGUGAUGGUACAGGAGGAGCUGGCAGGACACAGCCCAGAUACGGAGGUCACUGGCUCCUGCCGCGGUACUCGAGGAGCAGUAGGUCAAAAGAUCGAUCAGCUUUCCUCACUCCAGCCUCUCACUCUGUCCUGGGUGUUCCCUCCCAGUCACCCAUCUGGACAAGGUCUCCGUUACACCUGCCACAGCCACCGUGGAGAGCCAGGCAAGGAGAGCAGCCUUCUUUUCUCAGGCAGCACUGGGGGUGGUCUAUGACUUCAGAGCUCAGGAAACAGAUGUAACCGUGCUACAGAAAGUGCCAACUAUGGUCUAAUCACACAGACAGUUUAACUCCUGCAUUUAACCAGCAUGUGUUCAGAGUUCCAACCUUAAUGAUGUACAAUUUUAUAACCUGCUUUUUCCAGCAUUAGGUUCCCAAUAGCUCUCUUGGGUAACGGUCUUUAGAAGACUCCGCCAGGUGUACACUCACCGGGGAGGACAUGGCAUCUUCUUGCUGCUGCACACCUGGCCCUCUCAGCAGGUGGUAGGGUCGAUGAAUGAGAUCGAAUCAUGUUCCUUCCAGAUCGUGUACCAUAAUUUCCUCACUAUCACUCUGCUGAUAAACAAUUAACCUGUUGCCAAUAUUAGCAAAUACACACUUUACAUCACUUUCAUCUGUGUAAUUUUCCUCCUUGUUCAGUUAUCUCCAUCUGGAGAAGUUCCUUCCCCUGGGGGAUAACUGGGCCAAAGAGCAUGGGAACUUUUUAGUUCUUGGUUCAUGCGUGUGAGGUUAGUUUAUCAUGAAGCCCGUAUGCACAUAUUACAUGCGAUGUGUAGGCUCAGGUCCAGCGCUGUUCCAGAGGCAAUGAGAUCAUGCCUCUGCCCUCAAUGGUAUUAACAUUUAAAUGAAAAGUGAAUAAAUGUGAGGUGUGAUUGAGAAGUAUGAAUGUUGACUUUUUAAAAAUGAUUACAGUCAUGGCAUAUUGCCAUAGUCCUCUUCAAAAUACGCUCCCUCACUUAAACAUAGUAUCCCAUCAUCCUUGCUACUCGUGAAGCAGUCCCAGCAGUUUCCUCUUGUGAGUGUCUUUAGUUGUGCCGCUGUGUGGCUGCCUUGAUGUCCUAAAUUGAUUCAAAAUAUUUAGCCCUACCUAUGAUGGUCAUUUUGACUUUGGGGAAGAGCCAGAUCCUGCGAAGGACGCACUGCGAUGUUGUUACCAGCCUGCCUCUCCGUCGGAUGGCACCCGGCAGCAGCAGUCACCAUAUUUUUGUUCGCACCCCAUAGAUAGACUCAGGAAAGAGGACUUCCGGAAGGGCUUCAGAGAGUAGCGAGGAUGGUGAGACAAGCCAGGGCGAGCACGCCGAGGCGGGAUUUGUGGCAGUGUGUCUUUUUCUGUAAUAUGUUUUAACUGUAACCGUUCACCGUAGAUUUUGAUCACGCCCCAUCAGCGUGGUUUGCAUUCCGUGCUAGCACAGAAGCAGUGACAUCUGGCCUGAGCCUUGAGAGAGGAGGGGUUUUACAGGCCGAGAGGGUGGUGUCGUCCAGGCGGAGGGAAUCCUAGGUGUAAGUGAAGGAUUUCAUGAGGUGAACAAUCACCACGCGGAUAUUGAAAGAUACUGGGAGCAGAGUGGGGCACGGGAUCUUGUGGCACUGGCUUGUUAGCUAUGGGGGGCUCAAACAACCAGUGGAGGGGUGUGCUUCCCCUCCGUGUCCACAGGACGCUUCGUGAUGACCUGACCUUCCUUCCAACUGCUGAGACUUUGGAUUGAAGUUUAAUCUAUUUUCCGACUCCCCAGGAGAGAGGAAAUAAUUAUUUUUUCUUGAGAAAUGAAAGAAAGGAAACAAAUACUUCUUCCAUAAGUACAUUCAGCUUACCUCCUGGGACUCCUACAUUCUCCCAUUCAUCUUACUAAACAGGAAAAACCCAAACAGUGAGGAUGUUGGUGCCUAAACGGAGGCAGGUGCAUUUGAAAAGCCUCUGGGCUUUCCCCAAGCAGAGGGACACAGUGGACUAGAGGGGCCACAGCGAGCCCUAACACAGUCACUGCAUGAUGGGUUACUCAGCACCUCCUAGGCUUGUUUCCUUAUCAGGAAAACAGGGACAAAAGCCACUUCCUAAGGAAAAGAGGAUUUAGGAGCCCACUUCCACCAAGCUUGGGACGGCCAAGCGAGCCAAUGAAUAAUAAAUGGUAGUGAUUGCUUCUGUCCUUUUUGUCAUCAGCUUUUCUCAGCAAGGAAACUCAAACUACCUUGUCUUUACUUUUCUUUGCCCCCAAAUCACAGACUUUUCUGUGGGCAGGGAUAAUUGCAUCUAAACACAAAGUUUGUAGCUAAGGGCAAAAGCCAGUUAGGGCCACAGCCUGGCCAUGAUCUCACAGUGAAUUAUUGGAAAAGGCAAAUGUUGGAUUUCCAGGGUGCCACCUCCUUCCUCUCACAGGCCGUUUUGGCUUGUAGGUGCUAAGAGCACAGGUUGGUGGCAGGGAAGUCCAGGAGAGAUGACCUGCAGCUCCUUUACACGCACAAGUGUGACCUGUAUGACACAGCCUUUGGCACCUCUGAUGGCACAUGGUGUCCACAGAUGGAGAAUCAGCAGCAGUGGGUACAGGAUCCCCAGAGGUCACUGCCUCCACAACCUCGGCUGCACAGGGCAAAUGUCAGGGACGGCUGCAUCCAGGGGCUCCCCAGGGCUGGGGCAAAGUGCUGUGUCCCUUCCACAUAUCCUACCCACUUCUGGCUCCUUCUGUGUUCUUUCAGUGAUGUUUUGAGAUAGACGUUUCUUCCUAUGGACUCUUUCACCAGAAAGUUGGACAAUCUAUAUUUUAGGUUACUAGGAGGCGCUAUGAGCGCUUACAAUGCAUUGGACCAGAACACAUGCUGGGUCUCCUGACCUUUCCAUCUCUCUCUCUCUCUCUCUCUCACACUCACUGUCUCUGAGUAUCCAGGGAAAGAGAAGUCUCUGGCCCUGGAAGGUGACAUCCAUAGUUGUGCACAGGGCACGCCGACUCCAAGAGCCUGCCUGGAGAACACUGAGUCUAUAGAUGCUGACCCUUUCAUGUGGUCCAGUGCAUCUCAGAAGCCAACUCUCCUCUCUAGCUGCGGCCCAUCCACGGGCCCACAGGGGCCACUGCAGUUUGAACUUGACUUGCAGUGUUGUUUGCUUAACUUGCUGCAUUGACAGCCUCAUUCUGGGCUGCAGAGGACACUGAUCUGAAGGCGAGUGAGAGAGGCAGAAUUUAGCAAGUGUAGAAAUAUCUGAUUUCUCUUCUAGAGAAGCUCCAUCCACAGGGACCCACGCUGUCUUCUGAAGAUCUGUAGUAGACACCUGUGCUUUGGGAACAAGCAGAGCUCCUACCGGCUUGCCCAAUGCAGCCACAGCAACUGCAAAACAGGCACUGCAGGAAAAUUACUCUUUGCCCUGAAUUUCCUCGUGUAUUGAGAUAGAAACAACAACAAAAAAAACUUAACUGUACUCUUUUUUUCAAAAUUAGGUAAGGUUAUUCAGCUUGCAAUGUGUUUUCUUUAUAUUUUCUUCAUCUUCCUGAUUACAGAACAC
Messenger RNA from Fukomys damarensis (Damara mole-rat), 6546 nucleotides. RefSeq names its product C-X3-C motif chemokine receptor 1 (gene Cx3cr1). The record is from RefSeq and is a predicted model, not a curated record. Gene Ontology annotation, cellular component: membrane. Gene Ontology annotation, biological process: chemotaxis; cell adhesion; immune response. NCBI's taxonomy places the organism in Eukaryota, Metazoa, Chordata, Mammalia, Rodentia, Bathyergidae. Gene Ontology annotation, molecular function: C-X3-C chemokine receptor activity. The transcript has 4 exons. The coding region runs from base 729 to 1799 and encodes 356 amino acids.